AAUUACACAUAAAUCAAGGACUAAUCUGAAAUUGUCUCAAACAUAUAAAUAGUUUAUAUUGACACGGGGAAAGAUAAGGUCUCGCAUUUCAGUUCUUAUCCCUUGUUGUGCGCACCAUGUGCACGUUAGAGAAGCGCGGCAGUCUGUUCGUCCUCACCCUCACCGGCGACGAUGAGCACCGGCUGAAUCCGGCGAUGAUCACCUCCCUCCUCUCGCUCCUCGCCGAAGCCAGAUCCCAAUCGACGCGCGGAUCCGUCCUGAUCACGACCGGUCACGGCCGAUUCUUCUCCAACGGAUUCGAUCUCGCUUGGGCCCAAGCCGCCGGAUCCGCAUCCGCCGCCCGUGACCGCCUCCACGGCAUGGUCGAGUCCUUCAAGCCGGUGGUCGCGGCGCUCCUGGAUCUACCGAUGCCGACGAUCGCCGCCGUGAACGGCCACGCCGCCGCCGCGGGGCUGAUGCUGGCGCUGAGCCACGACUACGUCUUCAUGAGGAAAGACCGAGGCGUCCUCUACAUGAGCGAGGUGGACAUCGGGCUGUCCAUGCCUGAUUACUUCGCAACGAUGGUUCGGGCGAAGAUCGGGUCGAGCGCGGCGAGGAGGGAGCUGCUUUUGAGCGGGAAGAAGAUCGGAGGGGAGGAGGCGACGCAGCUGGGGAUCGUGGACUCGGCGGCGCACGAUAGCGCGGAGGGCGUGGUUGAGGCUACGAUGCGCCUCGGGGAGAGGUUAGCGUCGAAGAAAUGGAGCGGUGACGUGUACGCGUCGAUAAGGAAGAGUCUGUAUCCUGAGCUUUGUGUGAUGCUGAAAAUGGAAAACAGAAUAUUCGCAACUCCUAAGCUCUAAAUAGGGGGACAAAAUAUUAAAUUUUUGUAACGAUUGAUGAAAUAUGAAUGGGAAUAAACGGUCUCUGAAUAACAUUUUUAGUAUUGUGUAUUGUAAAGUUUGGAACUUUAGCUCUGAAAUAUUUUCAACAUGUCGGAAAUUUGGAGAUGA
Tarenaya hassleriana is the source of this 989-nucleotide messenger RNA. RefSeq names its product enoyl-CoA delta isomerase 2, peroxisomal. NCBI's taxonomy places the organism in Eukaryota, Viridiplantae, Streptophyta, Magnoliopsida, Brassicales, Cleomaceae. Gene Ontology annotation, molecular function: delta(3)-delta(2)-enoyl-CoA isomerase activity; enoyl-CoA hydratase activity. The transcript has a single exon. The coding region runs from base 117 to 839 and encodes 240 amino acids. The record is from RefSeq and is a predicted model, not a curated record. Gene Ontology annotation, biological process: fatty acid beta-oxidation. Gene Ontology annotation, cellular component: peroxisome.